AUAAAUACUGCCCGAACGUAUAUGGAGUAAUAAUAUACGCAUUAUUAUGAUUAUUACGUAACGCCAGAUCAAAGUUUUAAUUUUCAUGAACUCUGUUGUGCUUAGGGCGGGAAGCUAGAAGAAAUUGCCUCUUUCUCAACUACGGCGUAUGACGUUUCUCUCUCCCCUUGUUUUUAAAAUUGGUGUACAUAUUACUCCGUACUACAUAAACACGGCUUUCUCUCUCUAGGGCUUGUAGUUAUGAUUUUGAAAGUUUAAACCCCGAAACUUGAUUCCCAACUGAAAGGAGGCAUAGCUGAAAGAAGGAGAUGACGCUGCAGAAAGGCUCGAAGGUUUGGGUUGAAGACAAGUGUUCCGCUUGGAUUGCUGCUGAAGUGACUGAACUUAUUGGCAAACAAUUUCAGGUGCUUACUGAAAAUGGGAAAAAAGUAUUGGCUUUACCGGAGAAUCUGCUUCCCAGAGAUGUGGAAGAAGAUUACGGAGGAGUGGAUGAUAUGACCAAGUUGACAUAUUUGAACGAACCUGGAGUGCUCCACAAUCUUCAUAGAAGAUAUGUUCUUAAUGAAAUUUAUACUUACACUGGAAGCAUCCUAAUUGCUGUAAAUCCCUUUACAAAACUUCCCCAUCUAUAUAAUAUGCAUAUGAUGGAGCAAUAUAAAGGAGCUCCCUUCGGUGAACUUAGCCCUCAUGUUUUUGCUGUGGCUGAUGCAUCUUACAGAGCUAUGAUGUCUGAGGGCCAAAGCCAGUCGAUAUUGGUAAGUGGGGAAAGUGGAGCUGGAAAGACAGAGACAACAAAAUUGAUCAUGCAGUAUCUUACAUAUGUUGGUGGUCGUGCUGCUAUUAAUGAGCAGACAGUGGAACAACAAGUUCUUGAGUCUAAUCCGCUACUGGAGGCCUUUGGAAAUGCUCGGACGGUUAGAAAUGACAAUUCAAGCCGCUUUGGAAAGUUUGUUGAGAUCCAAUUCGAUGCAAGUGGUAGAAUAUCGGGAGCUGCAAUUAGAACGUACCUUCUGGAGCGAUCUCGUGUCGUCCAGAUUACAGAAUCCGAGAGAAAUUAUCACUGCUUUUAUCAGUUGUGUGCAUCUGGGAAGGAUGCCGAGAAGUACAAAUUGAGCCAUCCUAGCCAUUUUCACUACUUGAAUCAGAGUAAGACCUAUGACUUGGAUGGGGUCAGCAAUGCAGAGGAAUAUGUGAAGACUCGUAGGGCAAUGGAUAUCGUUGGAAUCAGUAAUGAGGAGCAGGAAGCAAUAUUUCGGACAUUAGCGGCAAUUUUACAUCUUGGAAAUAUAGAGUUUUCCCCAGGAAAAGAGCAUGACUCAUCAGCUAUAAAUGACCAGAAGUCUAACUUUCAUCUGGAGAUGGCCGCAAAUCUACUUAUGUGUGAUUUGAAGUUGUUGGUGACUUCGCUUUGUACUCGAUCGAUUCAAACUCUGGAAGGGAUAAUAAUUAAGGCUCUUGAUUGCGAUGCUGCUGCUGCAGGGCGAGAUGUUUUAGCCAAGACUAUAUAUGCUCAAUUAUUCGAUUGGCUUGUUGAGAAGAUCAACAGAUCUGUUGGGCAAGACCAUAAAUCAAGGAUAAAAAUUGGGGUUCUUGACAUAUAUGGAUUUGAGUGCUUUGUUCAUAACAGCUUUGAACAGUUCUGCAUCAACUUCGCAAAUGAAAAGCUUCAACAACACUUCAAUGAGCAUGUAUUCAAGAUGGAGCAGGAGGAAUAUCAGAAAGAAGAAAUUAAUUGGAGCUACAUUGAAUUUAUAGACAACCAAGAUGUAUUGGAUCUCAUAGAGAAGAAGCCACUCGGCAUAAUUGCUUUACUGGAUGAAGCUUGCAUGUUUCCUAAAUCAACACAUCAGACAUUUUCAAACAAGCUAUUCCAAAAUUUCCGUGGCCAUACUCGACUUGAAAGAGCGAAGUUUUCUGAAACAGAUUUCACUCUCUCUCAUUAUGCUGGCAAGGUUACAUAUAAGACUGAGACAUUCUUAGAUAAAAAUCGUGAUUACAUUGUUGUAGAGCAUCGCAAUUUAUUAUAUUCUUCAAAGUGCCCAUUUGUUGCUGGUCUCUUCCCUCCAUUGGGAGAAGAAUCUUCAAGAUCUUCCUACAAGUUUUCAUCUGUGGCUUCUCGGUUUAAGCAACAACUUCAAGCUCUUAUGGAAACACUCAGUUCAACAGAACCUCAUUACAUUCGUUGUGUCAAGCCAAACUCACUAAAUCGUGCCCAGAAGUUUGAAAAGAAAAGCAUUUUACAUCAACUCCGUUGUGGGGGUGUUUUGGAAGCUGUGCGUAUAAGUUUGGCAGGUUAUCCUACAAGGAGGACUUAUCCUGAAUUUGUAGACAGAUUUGGAAUUAUUGCCCUAGAAAUGUUGGAUGGGUGUUCUGAUGAAAGGAGAAUCACGGAGAAGAUUCUACGGAAACUCAAGCUUGAUAAUUUUCAGUUGGGAAAGACAAAGGUGUUUCUUAGAGCUGGCCAGAUUGCUGUUUUAGAUUCAAGCCGUACUGGUGUCCUAGAUUCUGCAGCAAAGUGUAUACAACGGCGACUGAGGACUUAUCUUGCUUGCAGAGACUUUGUUUUAUAUCGGGCUACUGCUAUUGCUCUUCAAUCAUUUUGCAGAGGUUUUCUUGCUCGUCUUUUGUACACAUCAUUACGAGAAGCUUCUGCCAGUCUAGUCAUACAAAAAUAUGUUAGGAGAUGGAUUUUAAAGCAUUCCUAUGUGAAAUUGUAUGCUACCACCUUGGUCAUGCAGUCAAGCAUUCGUGGUUUUAUGUGUCGCCGAAAAUUCUUACAUCAGAAGGAAAAUAAAGCUGCGUCUAUAGUUCAGGCUAAUUGGAGAAUGUGCAAGGUGCGGUCUGCAUUCCAUAACCACCGAUCCAACAUUAUUGCCAUUCAAUGUCUUUGGAGGCAAAAGUUAGCUAGGAGAGAACUCCGAAAGCUUAAACAGGAAGCAAAUGAAGCGGGUGCCUUGCGCCUAGCAAAAACCAAGCUUGAGAAGCAGUUGGAGGAUGUUACAUUGCGAUUUCGCCUGGAGAAGAAAAGUCGGAUCUCUUUUGAAGAAGCGAAAGUGAUGGAAAUAUCAAAACUUAAAAAAACUGUAGAAUCUUUGAGCCUUGAGCUAGAUGCAGCUAGACUCGCUACAGUUAAUGAGAUAAACAAAAGUGCAGUGAUUCAAAGGCAGCUGGAGUUAUCAAUGAAGGAGAAAACUGCUCUAGAAAGAGAAGAAGCUGCAAUUACAGAACUGAAAAAUGAAAAUGCAUUCUUGAAGAAAUCUUUGGCUGCCUUAGAGGAAAGGAACACUACACUUGAAAGAGAACUUGUCAGUGCUAAAGAGGAGGCUAGUGGAACCCUUACAAAGUUGAAGGAUGCUGAAAAUGCUUGUUCACUGCUACAGAGGAACCUAAAAAGUUUGGAAGGCAAUCUUUCAAGUUUAGAGGAUGAAAAUCUCGUGCUCCAUCAAAAAGCGUUGUCAUCUAGGAGUAAUCGUGCUGGCUUUUCUAAGCCUUUUCUUGACAAACUCUCUGGGGCAGUUACUCUUCAUUCUGCUGAUCGAAAAUCUAUAUACGAAACACCUCCGCCAGUAAAACCUAUCACUCUCUUUUCAGAAGGAUUUUCUGAUUCUCGCCGUGGAAAGGUCACCAAUGAGAAGUAUGAAAUCCUUUCACUGUGCAUCAAAGAAAAACUAGGCUUCCAAGAUGGGAAACCAGUGGCUGCCUGUCUUAUAUUUACAUGUCUUCUUCGUUGGCACGCCUUUGAGUCAGAAAAGACUCCUAUUUUUGAAUUCAUUGUCGAGACUAUCAAUGGUGUUUUACAGAUUGAUGAUGACAAUAACUCUAACUUGCCUUACUGGUUAUCCAACACAUCAGCACUUCUAUGUCUUCUUCAAAGGAAUUUACGUGCCAAUGGCUUCUUCAGUGCUUCAUCUCAGCGCUCUGGGGGUGGUUCUGCCUUAAAUGGGAGGUUUGCUCAUGAUGGCAUGUCACACAUGGAAGCUAGAUAUCCGGCCAUAUUGUUUAAGCAACAAUUAACUGCGUCUGUUGAGAAAAUAUUUGGAUUGAUACGGGAUAACUUGAAGAAGGAGAUUUCUCGAUUGUUGGGAUUGUGUAUUCAGGGACCAAAAUUUCAGCGAGUUCAUGGCGGGAAAAUGUCUAGAUCACCUGGAGGUGUAUUUCCGCAGGCACCAAACAAUCCAUGGGACAGCAUCACAAAAUUUCUGGAUGCUUUUGUGAGACACCUGCGUGAUAAUCUUGUGCCUUCAUUUUUCAUCCGCAAGCUCACAACUCUGGUUUUCUCCUUCAUCAACUUCUCAUUGUUUAACAGUCUUUUACUCCGUCGUGAAUGUUGCUCAUUUUCAAAUGGUGAAUAUGUGAAAUCCGGUUUGGCUGAACUAGAGAAAUGGAUAGCCAAUGCCCAGGAGGAGUUUUCUGGCACUUCUUGGCAUGAGCUGAAGUACAUCAGGCAGGCUGUUGGAUUUCUGGUUAUACACCAAAAGCGGAAAAAAUCAUUGGAAGAAAUAAUGCAGGAUCUUUGCCCGGCAUUGACGAUAAGACAAAUCUACCGGAUAAUCACAAUGUACUGGGAUGAUAAAUAUGGGACUCAAAGUGUGUCAAAUGAGGCAAUUAGUCAGAUGAGAGAAAUCUUAAAUAAGGAUUCUCAGAAUUUAACGACAAACUCAUUCUUGUUGGAUGAGGACCCAAGUAUUCCGUUCUCGACUGAAGACAUCUAUAUGGCACUUCCUGAGAUAGACCCUUCCUUGAACGAACUCCCAAAGUUUUUAUCUGAAUUUCCAUCUGUGUUGCUUCAGCUGCAACAGCCAAAAUGAGUACUUCACUUUACCUCUUAGAAAUCCCUUCUUGUAUUUGUAAUAUAACUUGAUGAAGCAGGCAUUCUCUAGACAUAUUGCGUUGACAUUUCUCGUGCACAAAGCAGACCUGCUAUGAGAUUCAGGAAAGUAGAAUGAAAAGAAUAGUUAUUUCAUCCAUUAUGUAUUUAUCUUACGGAAAGUCUUCAGAACCAUAGGCCUAGUUUGCAGGUUCUGCUGGUUGCCUGGUUGUACAGUGUAUAUGCAAUUGCUCCCCUUUUUGAAACAUGUACAGAUGGUAUGAUUAGGCCAGGAUGCUGAUUUGCGAGUUGCGACUCAUGCGCUGCUUUUUUGCUUUUGUUUUAAACCAUCAUUGGUCAGUAAAGGCACUUCAUUUAUUAUGAUUUUUUUGUUCGUGUACGUGAGUUUAUAAGUUGUUUUAAAGCUAUUAGAUUAGGUAAGUGAUGUUUGAAAUCUUUCUUUCUUGAGGUUUCCUAUAUUAUGCGGUGAUGUGUAGCUAUUGUGGUGAUGUGUACUGUGUAUCAUAAGAUGCCGAGAUUAGGGUGC
Cuscuta epithymum is the source of this 5354-nucleotide messenger RNA. The record is from the annotation of a GenBank genome assembly. Lineage: Eukaryota; Viridiplantae; Streptophyta; Magnoliopsida; Solanales; Convolvulaceae.